GACAUGGCGGAGAGUGUCCUUGAGUGACACGUGUGUUGCAAGAUAAUCGGAGUCCUCAGAGCUAGCUAAGAUAGCUAGGUUAGCUACCUGAUGGAAAUGGUUUAUGUAGCUGACUAGUUAACGUUAGCUCAGCCAACAUUAAAACGUCGGUUACGUUUAAUCAGCUCAAAAAACAGGAUGCCUUUACACAAGUACCCGCCACGACUUUGGGACGCCCUGAAGUUAAAAAAAGGCAUCUUCGCACGUCUGCCUCAGCACUACCUCAAAGCCUUGCAGAACACGCCCCCUCCGACGCCCGUGCACUGGAAACCUCUGGGCGUGAAAUACAGGGCUAACCCCAAAACGGGCCACCGAGAGCGGGUUCAGGACAUUCCUAUUCCAGUGUACUAUCCGCCGGAGUCGCAGGAUGGACUCUGGGGAGGGGAAGGGUGGAUACGCGGAUACAGAUACGCCAAUAAUGAUAAGAUGUCUACAAGGGUAAAGAAGACUUGGAAGCCUCAGCUUUUCAAGAGAGAGCUGUACAGUGAAAUCCUUGACCAAAAGUUCAGCGUCACAGUCACAGCUCGUGCGCUGGAUCUUAUCGAUGCCGCUUAUGGCUUUGACUUCUAUAUUCUCAAGACUCCAAAGCAGGACUUGAACUCUAAAUUUGGGAUGGAACUCAAGCAAGCCAUGCUUCUCCGGUUAGCGCGGAAAGACUUGCAGCUCCAUCCCGAUGAUCCCGCUCGAAGGGAGAAGAUUUACAAUAAGUACAAACAGUUUGAGAUCCCAGAGGAGGAGGCAGAGUGGAUGGGGCUGAGCCUAGAGGAGGCAGUGGAGAAACAGAGACUGCUGGAGCGUAAGGAUCCUGAGCCCCUGUACCAGAGAUGCGUGGACAGCCUGGUGAGAGAGCUGGCCAUCCAGAAACUGACUGAGCCUCAGCUUGUGAAGAAGGACUGAUGGCUCAGAGCAGAAUUUCAGCUUGUUUGUACAGAAAUGCACUUACAAUGUAUGGGAUGACCUGUAAAUAUCUAAUGAUUUCCACACAAACAAUAAAAUCCUUCACAGGUUUAAGGUUUGCACUCAA
This is a messenger RNA of Electrophorus electricus (electric eel), 1063 nucleotides long. It is a transcript of the gene mrpl28, whose product is annotated as mitochondrial ribosomal protein L28. The record is from RefSeq and is a predicted model, not a curated record. Lineage: Eukaryota; Metazoa; Chordata; Actinopteri; Gymnotiformes; Gymnotidae. Gene Ontology annotation, molecular function: structural constituent of ribosome. Gene Ontology annotation, cellular component: mitochondrial large ribosomal subunit.